Messenger RNA from Suillus subaureus, 1239 nucleotides. RefSeq lists its product as uncharacterized. The record is from RefSeq and is a predicted model, not a curated record. Lineage: Eukaryota; Fungi; Basidiomycota; Agaricomycetes; Boletales; Suillaceae. The transcript has 5 exons. Bases 1 to 1239 code for a protein of 412 amino acids.
AUGGAGGCUUCUCCACCCCCUCUAAUGCAAGCCACUACAAUAUCCAGUGCUCCCCUUGUCAACCUCACAUCCCAAGCACCAUGGGGACCUGAGAAUAUCUACUUGGCUACACCCCAUCCUUCCCAAUUCCCAUACUCAACCAGAUCACCUGAACCGUGUGGCAAGAUCCUUGUCAGAGACACGAUCUACACAAUUAAAAGGAUCCUGUUUGCAGGUCAUGGUCUUGUUAGUCGUGGAACUGUUUGUUAUUUGGUCUGUUUGGAUGAUGAAGAAUUUAUCAUCAAGGACCACUGGGUUCAGGGUAGGGAGGACCAAGUGGUCCUGAAUGAGAUCAAUAUGUUAAAGCACAUGUCUGGCAUCCCUGGAGUUCCUGAACUGGUGGAUUGGUGGAUAGUUGAAAGGUCGAAUGGAGAAGCUGAUGUGACCAGUCGAUAUCGAAAACAACCCCAAUGCCUAAAGUUAGUGAAAGUGCUCAGGGACAUCGUCAUCAUUCAAUGCAUGGCGGUGGAAGAACACAAGGUUCUACAUUGCAACUGCAGUUUAAAUAAUGCAAUGAUCACAGAUGAGUUAGGAGGUGGUAGUAGGGGGUUUCUAAUCGACUGGGAGUUCAUGGUGCACAUCAACCUAGAUCUGAAAUAUGCCAUCGGUGGUAUGGGUACAAUCCCUUUCAUGUCUCAUGGGCUUCUCACUCAGCUCUCAGAUGCACAGCAGGCAGCACUGAUAUCACAUGUCAUUCAAAGUUUUUCAGAUGACCUUGAGUCUCUUUUCUUCAUAUUCAUCUGGAUCUGCAUCAAAUUCUGUGGUCCCAAUGGCCAGGUGCACCAGGAUCAAUUAAGAAACUCAAUACCUGAUUGCUGGAACAACAUGGACCUCAAAUCCUGCACUGCCUUCAAGGGUAACUUUUUUGCAACUGCAAAGGAGGAACACCAUCUCAUAGAUGAAAUUCACCCCUACUUCAAAGACUUGAUCCCUCUUGCCAAAGAGUGGUGUUCAGUAUUGAAGGACAACAUGGAGAACCCUGUUUCCUUCAACAACAUUCUUUUAUUAUUAAACUCUCACCUUGACUGUCUCCCGGAUGACAAAGAGCUCAUAUCCACUGUCAAGACACUGAGGGAAUCUGCAGCUAUUCUCACAGACCAUGUCAAGAAACACAUUGCUUCACAAUCUCUCCCUGUAGGAUUACCUGAGUUGAAGCAUCGGAAGUCUGAUGCUGAUUCUCAUGAUGAGUCAGACUGUUAG